Messenger RNA from Durusdinium trenchii, 1149 nucleotides. The record is from the annotation of a GenBank genome assembly. Lineage: Eukaryota; Dinophyceae; Suessiales; Symbiodiniaceae.
UUUUUUUGGGAGUUUUUCCAGGUCAACCUGUCCAGGUCCUCGUUCCGGUUUGUGUUGCAGGUGCGGCCAACACUGGGCCCAUCACACGAAUUUGUAUGGCGAGCCUACAGGUUUCAAACACUGUAGCAGUUUUGUUUCACAAAGAUAAGUGCCCAACCACCGUUGCAGAAGCUGCCGAGGUCUUUGCAACGAUUGGUGAUGUGGCGCGGUUGGAUAUGUCCUUGGGGACGACAGUUGGGCUCCUUUUUGUGACCUUCUACGAUGUGCGCGUGGCCCAGCGGGUCGUGCAGCACACAAAACCCUUUGCUUGGCCUGCCCAGGCAGGGAUGGAUGAUUUCCGUGCGGUGAGUUGGUCAAGCUCCCAGUUUGCAAAUCUUCCACGGCAGGAGAGAGGCUUCGAGAGGUUUGGUGAGAUUGCACGGAUUUUUAGCUGCGGCGGUGACAUCAUCAUUGAAUUCUAUGAUAUGCGCGCUGCUCUUCAUUGCUGCAUUUCUAUCCCUGGCAGUCAGCCCAAGAAGUGUGGACCCAUGUCCCACAAGACCGGUGAUACUGUUGGCUCGGCAAAGGACACCGACAUGACCGGUUGGGGUGGGUCAGCGCGCAAAGCGCCCCCAUGGCUUCCCCAUCGCUUCUCUUGCGGACGGUGCGGAGCCCUCCGGGUUUGACUAGGUCCGAUGGAAAACCCUUUCUCUUUGGACGCGGACCGGAGGGGGCGCCAGCCUGAAUUCGAAAGAGCACCAAACCAUCAUGUUGCUCGUGCUGCCCAUGGAGGUGCAAAACACGGAGGUGCCAGCAGACCUUUGAUUUCUUUUGCAUGUGCAUUUGCCCCACUGCAGAACAGUGCAGUGUAGGAAACUUGAUGGCCUUGAGACGGAUGAUGCUAAACUGACUAAGUCAGGAAUAACGCCGUUCAGCUUGAGACGCAGCGCGGCCUCUUCUGCUGGGUGAAAGCGCCCCGCAGUGAAAGUCCCGAAUUCGACGUACACACAUCUGCGAAUUUCCAAUAGUAACAAGUGCCACGCCAUUGUGGUGUUGCCCACGGAGGUGCAGAGCAUUAUUUGAACGCCCCAGUUGAUCGAGAUGGAAGAUGCCAAUUUUUGCCCAUGAGAGGCUGCGGCUUCCGGGUGCACCCUGCAUCGACGUCCAAAA